Molecule: messenger RNA, 4125 nt
Organism: Anarrhichthys ocellatus (wolf-eel)
Lineage: Eukaryota; Metazoa; Chordata; Actinopteri; Perciformes; Anarhichadidae
Gene: olfml2a
Product: olfactomedin-like 2A
Exons: 8
Coding region: 201-2144 (647 amino acids)
Biological process (GO): signal transduction
Source: RefSeq, a predicted model, not a curated record
GCGCGCUGUGCGCUCAGCUGAAGACGGAGCGCUCCUCAGCACACACUAACAUCCACACAGUCCUACUGACAGGCUGCAUCAUCCUCCCUGUGUGGAAAAGGAAAUGGAGUUCAAAUAAGUGCGCUACUAUUUAAUGGACUGAUUGCAGUGACUGUCGCUUCGGAUUUUUCAACUUCACGCCCAGACACUCAGAAGAGAAGAUGUGGAGAUACACGAACUUGUUCGCCUGCCUGCUGCUUUUGUGUAAGGAUGCGUCUUCACAGAGCAAGAUCUUUGGGGAGACUGAGCCAGUCCGGAUGACGUCAGAGGGCUCAGACUGCCGCUGUAAGUGCAUCAUGCGCCCUCUGUCCAAGGAUGCUUGCCUGCGUCUGCGGACCGGGAGUGUACGCGUGGAGGACUUCUACACGGUAGAGACAGUCAGCUCUGGGUCCGACUGCAAGUGCUCGUGCACGGCCCCGCCGUCCUCCCUGAACCCCUGUGAGAAUGAGUGGAAGAUGGAGAAGCUGAAGAAACAGGCCCCCGAGCUACUGAAGCUUCAAUCUAUGGUGGACCUCCUGGAGGGAACACUGUACAGCAUGGAUCUAAUGAAGGUCCACUCCUACAUCAACAAAGUGAUGUCUCAAAUGAACACUCUGGAAGAGACAAUCAAGACGAACCUUACGCGAGAGAAUGACUUUGUUCGAGACAGCAUGACGAGCCUCACCAACCAGUUCAAGAGAUAUGAGAACUACUCCAACGUUAUGAUGAGCAUCAAGAAGGAGAUCUCCAGCCUCAGCCAGCAGCUGCUGCAGAAAGACUCUUCUGAGAGAAAAGCACAGGACACCAAUGGUGAGAAAACAAAAGAGACUGUAAAAGUACCCAACAAAAAGACCCCUGCAGCCAAACUCUCGCCCAAACCGCCCAAAGAAAAGGUCGUAAAGCCCAAGAAGGAGGUCAUUAAGCCUGGAAAGCCGGCCAAGCCUGACCCUACAGCCAAAGCCAAGGUGGUUGGCCACCAGCCCGGCGUGGUGAGGGGCAUCACAUACUACAAGGCUGCCAAGACCGAUGAGGAUGAGCACAGAGGAGACCAUGUCAGAACGUACACAGUCCAUCACAUCACGGAAAACCAGUCAGAGGAUGGAGGAGCUGAAAUGGUCCUGGAAACCAUGGAGGCCACCGUGGCUGAACCCACAACCACCACUGCUGUUCCCACCACUACCACCACCACGACCACAGCCAUCUCAACUAGCACCACUACUACACUAUCCACUCCCACUACACAAAAUACACCAGAAUCUGAUAGACCAGCUCCGACCAUUUUGCUGAUGCUGGACAACUCCAACAACAACAGUCGGCCCACUCUUCACAGAGCAGGGAAGAUCCUAAACUGUGAAGGGACUCUAGCAUCCAUUGACCAGCCAGAGAAGCAGCACAGCUAUGGGCGCAACGAGGGAGCCUGGAUGAAGGAUCCCCUGGCUAAAGACUCCAAGAUCUAUGUCACUAACUAUUACUAUGGCAACAACUUGGUGGAGUUCCGCAACCUGGACAACUUCAAGCAAGGACGAUGGAGCAACCUCUUCAAACUGCCUUACAACUGGAUAGGCACAGGCCACGUGGUUUAUAAUGGAGCUUUCUACUACAACAGAGCCUUCACCAAGAACAUCAUCAAGUAUGAUCUGAGGAUGCGAUAUGUGGCGGCCUGGACACUGCUGCAUGACGUGGUUUACGAGGACACCACCCCCUGGAAAUGGAGGGGCCACUCGGACAUUGACUUUGCAGUGGACGAAAGCGGCCUGUGGGUGAUCUACCCUUCCACGGACUAUGACUACAACCAGCAGGAGGUGAUCGUCAUCAGUAAACUGGAUCCUGGAGACCUGUCGUUGAAAAAGGAAACAACUUGGAGGACAGGUCUCAAGCGGAACUCCUACGGAAACUGCUUCAUCAUCUGUGGUGUCUUGUAUGCCGUCAAUGUGUACAACCAAAAGGAAGGUGAGGUGAACUUUGCUUACGACACCCACACCAACACUGAAGCCAUCCCACGCUUGCCCUUCACCAAUGAGUACUCCUUCACCACCCAGAUUGACUACAACCCCAAGGAGAAGGUUUUGUAUGCCUGGGACAAUGGCCAUCAGCUCACUUAUCAGGUCAACUUUGUCGACCAGUGAGCUCAGCUAGUUUGUGCUGCAGCUCACUGUAGGCCUGCCAGUGUGACACCUCAAUAAAGAGAUGCAGCCAUAUUGGACUCAGGGGAAAGGAUGAACCUACACAAGCCUUCCACUACGAAUGCACGCUAUUCAAACACCUGACCUCACAGUGUACCAAACAUUCAUCAUGCCUCGAGAUGUGACUCUACAAUACAUCAAUAGAAUGGACAACCAUCAGUGAAAGCAAUCUCACAGGUUGAGUGAAAGCUCAUCGGGCAGGUCUUAGAAAAGCAUAGAGACUACUUUGUAUGUUCAUUGAUGACAUGUCAGCACACAGACAGAUAGCUGUACAAGGAUAGUUUAAAAUAGGCAGAUCCUGCUAACACAUAACGGUGGAUUUUGUAUCCAAUAACUCUUUAAUGUACAUUUGGGCACCUGAGUGAUGUAUUGAAGUAACAUGUCAGAACUACUCCUAACGAACGACUCUAAUACAUGAUUUGAUAUGCCACUUACAGGUGUGAUUCGGCUUUAAUAGUGAAAAGUGUCAUAAUAAUGGCACGGCCGUAAUAAUCUGCAUGAAUGUGAUAGACGUUUUAAGUCAGCUGAUAAGGAACUGAUGAAUGAGCCAGUGACAGAGAAGCAUUAAUGAAACACCUGAUGCUGAUCCGCUGCGACUUCAGUUUUCUAGCUGUAGUGUAGCGUAAAAAAUGUGCAUUUACCUUCAGUAUUACCUUCAGCCACGUUCGCUGUCACUUAGUUUUAAGUUUUGAGUUUUAAGUUAAGAUAACCUGAUUAACUAGCUGGCCUUUUAGGUAAUGUACCAUGGCUAGAUUUAGCAACCAUCAUCAAUGUUUGACCCUGUGUUUUCCUUUUUACCUUUUAAGUGACCUAUAAAUAUUUCUACAUAGCUGGUGUUAUUUGGCUCCACCCUCCAAUAUUUAACUCAACCAAUGAGAUGUUUUCUGCCUCCACAGCAGUUCUCCUUGUGAGAAAUGUUUGUAAAACUAAACUAUUAGCUGUUGCCUAUCUACUCCAUCCUAUCACCAAGCACUUUGAUCACGAAUCUGCUUUCAUCGUUCCGCCUCAUGAUGCUUCCUGUCUCCUUACCAUCGAUGUUGUUAAAUAUAGUAUGAACUCCAAAAACAAAACCGUGUACACAAGUUUUUUUAUAUAUAUUUACAUGAAUUAAUUUGACAAUAUGAUACAACCUUUUCUUUCUAAUUUCCAUGCAUCUUGUUGAACUUCUAUGUUGUUAAUAUCAUUAGCAUAAACACUAUAUUUGUUGUAAGUAUUGAGUAUUUGAACAUGUUGACACAAAAGGUGCACAGUAGCAUUAGCUGUGCCAUCUUCAAUAAUGGACACCAUAAACCACCAAUGUUUUUGUUUUUGACAAUGACUUACAAUACUGUGUGAGGCCAACACGUUCUCACUCUCAGCUCGUCAUGUCUCUAUUUCCCCUCGUCACAUAUAUACACUAGAAUACAGACAGGAAACAACUUGCUUAGGUUAAGGCAACAAAACGUCAUAGUUUGGAUUAAAAUAAGUGGAUAAUUAGGCAGGCUAUAUCCACGUAGAGCGCCUUUGUUUGACGCGUAGGCCCAUUGACCAAACUGCCAUAUUUGACGAGUUGGGGGUGAAACGGGCUGAUGAGGCACAUAAUUGGAAUGGUAAGCUUUAAUACACAUGAGGUAACUCUUACAGCACUUUAUAGUGUUGUUCUGGUCUUGUACAGCAUUAAUGAUUCACAACCACAUUAUCGUGUUUCGUAAGUCUAUUCAUAAAAAGGCAUGCUGAUUGCAAUAAAGUCAUUUGUUCAAUUGCAAGAUCUUUAUGCAUAAAUAAUAAUGUCAUAAAAUGUAACACACCACUUGAAGCUAACUGUGUGUGUGUCUGUGCUAUGAGAAGAAAAUGAUUUGAUGAAAGUCUGUUGUGAGCCGUACAGUAAGCCAAUCCGCAGUGAGCCUGUGAAUGCCAUGGGAUAGCAGGACUUGCCUUGACCACU